Oncorhynchus mykiss (rainbow trout) is the source of this 1590-nucleotide messenger RNA. Lineage: Eukaryota; Metazoa; Chordata; Actinopteri; Salmoniformes; Salmonidae. The record is from RefSeq and is a predicted model, not a curated record.
UCUUGAUGUAGUCAUUGCGUACUAGGAAUAUGAGACCGAAUUCUAAACUUUUUACUACUUUAAUGCACAAAUAAGUGAAUUUGUUCAAAUAUGUUUUGUUCCCUAAAAUGGGGUGACUAUGUACAAAAGUGCUGUAGUUUCUAAAUGGUUCAUUCAUAUAACAUAAACGUCAAUGUGCUGGAGUACAGAGCAAAACCAAAAACAUUUCACUGUCAAAAUUAUUUUGGACCUCACUAUAAAUACUAUUGCAGAUUGUGAUCACAUAACUCAUCAAAUUACUAUGAUGAUGAAGGUGGGACUCCUUUUCCUCCUGACCCAUGUCUGGUCCCUCAUCCCCGUCUACCAAACUCAAGAGCAGAGCCCCAACAUCACAGACCUGACCUUCAAGAACAUGGACUUUGCCAUGACUCUCUACAGGAAGAUUGCUGGUUACCAUGAUAAUAACAUAUUUUUCUCACCCCUGAGCAUAUCCACAGCUUUUGCCACCCUCUCCAUGGCAGCACAGGGUCCCACACGAGACCAAAUACUGAAGGGGCUCAACCUAGCCCACCUAGAUCGGGACAAGCAACCAGACAUCAUUCCAGAACUCUUCCAACAACUCCAAGGGAACAUCACACAAGAUGAAUCAUUGAAACUGGACCAGAGCACCACCUUCUUUGUUUGCCUAAAGUUUGAGGUAGAGAGUGACUACAGUGACCAGAUCAAGAAAUUCUUCAACGCUGAUAUCAACAGUGUGGACUUUGCAAAUACAAAAGCUAGCGUUGCCAUGAUCAAUGACUACAUAAUGAGAAAGACUGAAAACAGAGUCAAGGAGAUGGUGUCUGACUUGGAUCCACUUACCCAACUUAUGCUCAUCAACACCAUUUUCUUUCGGGGUGAAUGGCAGAUGCCCUUCAAUCCCAAUCACACAGAAAUUCAACGCUUCUAUAUUGACAACUACAAUAUUGUCCAGGUGCCUAUGAUGUUAAGAAUGGAGGAUAAGUUCUACACAAUGGACGACUUUCCCCUUAAUGCCAAGGUGCUGAAGCUGCCGUACCGAGAUGGUGUUUCAAUGCUUAUCCUGCUACCCAACAAAGGCCUGGAUUAUACCACAAUAGAUGAUGAGAUCACAGCUGAAAGAUUCCUCAACUGGAUUAAAAAUCUGAAAGAAAGGAAACUAGAAGUUCAACUGCCCAAGUUCAAGAUGGAGCAAUCAUACGCCAUGCACAACAUCCUACCAGAUUUGGGUAUAUCCAGUAUCUUCCAUGACACCGCUAACCUCACUAAAUUGAGCAAAGACCCAGGCCUGAAGGUGUCAGAGGUGGUUCCAGGUGUUGCACAAGGCAGUGAUCGAGGUGGAUGAGAGAGGCACCACUGCAGCCGCUGCCACAGAAAGCGGCAUUAUUGGAUACGCCUUACCCUCUUCCUUCAUCGUCAACCGACCCUUCUUAUUUUUUAUCUACCAUGAGGCCACUAACAGCUUGUUGUUCAUGGGCCGAGUGACUGACCCCACCAAAAACGGAGUCUAAUGAGCACAGUGCAUUUGGUGCCCGGAGAGGUGUUGUACAUGUAAUAUAUUUCAUUUGUAUGUAUUAAAGGUGAACAGAUAUU